ACAGCUGCCAGAGGAGCGCAGGGCGGCGGGAGCGCACCGCGGGGACCCAGCCGAGGCCAGGGCCGCCAGGGAGGCGGGCAGAGCAAAGGCAGCGCCGUGGAGACGCCGGGGGCAGCGGGCCACGCCAGGCAGGCGGCCCUUUCCUCGGGGUCCCGCCUGGUACCAGGGCCCCCCUCAGCUGGGGGACUACGCCUGGAAGCUGUCAUGGAGGCCCUGCAGAAGCAGCAGGCAGCUCGACUGGCCCAGGGGGUGGGGCCAUUGGCCCCUGCACGCUCGCUGCUGCCACCCGGGCCUCCCCUGCCUGACCACCGGACCCUACAGGCCCCUGAGGGGGCCUUGGGGGAGGUUGGGGCUGAGGAAGAGGAAGAUGCUGAAGAAGAUGAGGAGGAGGGGGAGGAAGCCAGGGCAGAGGAGGAGGCAGCUGAGGAGAGCCAUCCAGGAGCCCAGGGCCCCAGCUCACCUUCUAGCCAGCCCCCUGGACUCCAUCCCCACGAGUGGACCUACGAGGAACAAUUCAAGCAGCUGUAUGAGCUCGAUGCAGACCCCAAGAGGAAGGAAUUCCUGGAUGACCUGUUUAGCUUCAUGCAAAAGAGGGGGACGCCAGUGAACCGCGUGCCCAUCAUGGCGAAGCAGGUGCUGGACCUGUACGCUCUGUUUCGUCUGGUGACCGCCAAGGGCGGCCUGGUGGAAGUCAUCAACCGCAAAGUGUGGCGGGAAGUCACGCGCGGCCUCAGCCUACCCACCACCAUCACCUCGGCCGCCUUCACUCUACGCACCCAGUACAUGAAGUACCUGUACCCGUACGAGUGCGCGACUCGAGCACUCAGCUCCCCAGGGGAGCUCCAGGCCGCCAUAGACAGCAAUCGGCGCGAAGGCCGUCGCCAGGCUUACACCGCUACUCCGCUCUUCGGCUUGGCAGGGCCGCCCCCUCGGGGCGCUCUGGGCCCAGCCUUGGGUCCGGGCCCCGCCCCUCGGGCGACCCCAUCCAGCCCCGGCCCCGCCCAGGGUUCCGCCUCCGGCGUGCCAGCGCACGCAUGCGCUCAUUUGAGUCCAAGCCCUAUUAAGAAAGAGGAGAGUGGAAUUCCAACCCCUUGCCUGGCACUGCCUGUGGGCCUGGCAUUGGGACCUACACGGGAGAAACUGGCACCAGAGGAGCCCCCAGAAAAGAGAGCUGUGCUGAUGGGGCCCAUGGACCCACCUCGACCUGGCAUGCCCCCCAGUUUCCCGCCCCAUGGCAAGGUUCCCCUGAGGGAAGAGCGGCUGGAUGGGCCUCUUAAUCUGGCAGGCAGUGGCAUCAGCAGUAUCAACAUGGCUCUAGAGAUCAACGGGGUGGUCUACACUGGUGUCCUCUUUGCCCGCCGCCAGCCUGUGCCAGCUUCCCAGGGUCCAACCAACCCUGCACCCCCACCCUCUACAGGGCCCCCUUCCAGCACCUUCCCCUGAGAGGUCCUACUUGAAACUAAGAGUCCCAGCCCCAUUGCUGAGUGGGGAGGAGCCUCCCUGCUUUGAUUCUUUCCGGCUGCCCACUCUGGGACCCAGCCCUGGGAGGGGACCACACCUCCCAUGCCACAUAGACUUAAAAUCAAAGUUUCUUUUGAUGUUACACCUACCUCACUGUAAAGGGAGGGUACCUCCUCCCCACCCAAUUCCAGCAGCAUCUACUAAAGUGUUCUUCCUCCAGUAACCACCAUCAUCUCCUCAUGUGUCCCUUCUGUCAAUGUCAUCUCUAGAACCCUACCCCAUUGAGUCAGCCUUGCUUCUCUUCAGGAGCCAAGUGAAAGGUUGGGUUGGGGUACUGUGAAAGAGACAUCCCUCAGGUCACAUCUAGACAAUAAAGCUGCGAUCCCUCCCUCUCUGAUGCCUCCUUUCUUGUUUGGGUAUGGGAGGUGGGGAGGAAUGAUGUGGAACAUGGGCUGCCUUGGGCCAGGGGCUUUCAGAGGGGAAGGCAGAAUAGCAAAGUUCUGUGAGAAUAGAAGAGCUCCGUCUCUUGAAUCAGACAACCUGAGUCCAAGUCCCAUUUCUGUCCCUAUAGUGCUGGGUGACCUGGGGCAAGUUACUUAAUCAACUUAACUUUAGAAGACUCCAAAAGUUUAUGGUAACUCAGGGAGCCUCCUAAUGAUGUAUCUAUGGGAAUGGACCUACCCUGGAACACGUGCAAACUCAGGGAAUGGCGUGGGGAAAGCUCUUUGGCACCUGAAAAGCAAAGGUUGUCUUGACAACCAGGCGCUGGAAGCCGGGGAGGGCUGGUACAGAGCCGUUGCCAAGGUAAUCAGCUUUUCACAGCUCCAAGCAGUAAAUUCGGGUACUGAAGGUCUGAAUCAUGGCGUCACUUCCUGC
Molecule: messenger RNA, 2337 nt
Organism: Piliocolobus tephrosceles (Ugandan red Colobus)
Lineage: Eukaryota; Metazoa; Chordata; Mammalia; Primates; Cercopithecidae
Gene: ARID3C
Product: AT-rich interaction domain 3C
Exons: 8
Coding region: 205-1443 (412 amino acids)
Biological process (GO): regulation of transcription by RNA polymerase II
Cellular component (GO): nucleus
Molecular function (GO): DNA binding
Source: RefSeq, a predicted model, not a curated record